This is a messenger RNA of Schistocerca serialis cubense, 2427 nucleotides long. RefSeq names its product facilitated trehalose transporter Tret1-like. The coding region runs from base 188 to 1633 and encodes 481 amino acids. The record is from RefSeq and is a predicted model, not a curated record. Lineage: Eukaryota; Metazoa; Arthropoda; Insecta; Orthoptera; Acrididae. Gene Ontology annotation, cellular component: membrane. The transcript has a single exon. Gene Ontology annotation, molecular function: sugar transmembrane transporter activity. Gene Ontology annotation, biological process: transmembrane transport; carbohydrate transport.
CUUUGCGUGGGUGUGUGUAGGUGUAUUGUGGCAGCUGUCAAAACAUUGUGUGUUGUGAUGCUUGAAGUCUUUGUCUUGGUGUAAAACUUGUUUUAUGCUAUCACAAUUUAUUGAAUUGGACAGCACUUGGUAAAAACAGUUUCAUAAAUCCACCCAAAUUUUGUAAUUAGCACGUUUAAAGUUAAAAAUGAAUAACACCGAAAUUGAACGGGGAGAAGAGUCUGUCAGUGGUGGAGCGGACGAUAAUAUAAAUCUGACAUCGCACAGCAGAACGCAUUUAUUAAAUACUUCCAGAAUAAACAGACUUCCUCAGUUUGUUGCUGCGUUUGUAGCUACAAUUGGCGCAUUUGCAAUGGGUACAGUUAUGGCAUGGACUGCACCAGCCAGCGGGGAAUUACAAUCUAAAUUCAACUUCAACAUCUCAGAAAUAUCAUGGAUUGGUUCAUUUGUAGCACUUGGUGCUGCAGCAGUUGUGUUACCUGUUGGAUAUUUAACUGAUAAGCUCGGCCGCAAAUUGACCAUGCUAAUUUUGGUUACACCAUUCUUAGGAGGAUGGGCUGUUAUCUUGUGGGCCAAAACUUGGGAAGCAUUAUGCGCUGGUCGUUUCAUAGUUGGAAUGGCUGGUGGAGCUUUUACAGUAACAGUACCUAUUUAUAUUGGUGAGAUAGCUGAUAAUGAAAUACGGGCAACUCUCGGUAGUUUCUUCCAGUUAAUGGUAGUUGUUGGUGUGUUGUUUGUGUACAUUGUAGGUCGGGAAUGUAAUUUGUUUUGGAUGAGUGCCAUAUGUGGGCUUGUCCCAAUCGUUUUUGGCGCAGCUUUUGUUUUUAUGCCGGAGACACCUGCAUACUAUUUAGGCAAAGGCAAGGAAGAUGCAGCAAGGAAAUCACUUCUGUGGUUGCGUGGAACUGCAUGUGAUUUGGAACAAGAUAUAGCGCAAAUGAAGCAAGCGGAAGAAAACAGCUCAAGGCCAAGACCACCAGACUCUCGAAGUGCCACGAAGAUGUCACUGUUUAUUGCACUUGGACUUAUGACAUUUCAACAGCUGAGUGGCAUCAACGCCAUUAUAUUUUACACAACAGACAUAUUCCAUGCAGCUGGAAGCACAAUUGAACCCAGUAUAUGCACUAUUGUAGUUGGCACUAUGCAAGUGGGGGCAACACUUUGUUCGUCAUUAGUCAUUAACCGAUUAGGCUGUCGUGUUUUACUGCUUACUUCUGGAUUUGUGAUGGCAACUUGUACGUACACGCUUGGAGUAUUUUUCCAUCUCCAGGCCAGGUAUGGUGUAGACUAUGUUAGAAAUUUUGAUUGGUUGCCAUUGGCCAGCCUUUGCCUUUACAUUAUAGUUUUUUCUAUUGGCUUCGGACCUGUUCCUUGGAUGAUGAUGGGUGUCCUUUUCCCACCUCAUAUAAAGGGACUUGCAAGUUCCAUUACUUGUUUAGUCAACUGGAUGUUAGUGUUUGUUAUUACAAAAUUUUUUGCAAAUCUGUUAGUGUUUGCAGGCACAGCUUCAACAUUUUGGCUCUUCUCAUUAAUAACUGCAAUUGGCACAGUCUUUGUUUUUUUUGUUGUUCCAGAAACUAACGGAAAAUCACUUGAGGAAAUUCAAAUGGAGUUAUCGGGCAGUGAAAGUUAAUUUAUUGGAAUUUUAUUUAUUUAUUUAUUUAUUUGUCCAUAUAAAUCUCUUUUUAAGUACAUAUAUUGUACACAGAAUCUAUUUGUAGAAAUGAGAGCAAGAUAUAUUACUCAUAACAGAUGAUGAUUAUUGCAGCUAUGUGUAUCAAACAUUUAGGUUCUUAAUCAAGAUAUAUGCCCCUGUCUUUUUAUAUCAUCAUCUGCUGUGAAAGAGUAACUUGAGUUUUAUGGCUUACUGUUAUUUUAUACUCCAUUUAUAAUGUUUAAAAUUUACCAAAGAACAAUGAACUAUGGGUUCCCACUAUUCUGCUAAAAUAUACUGAACUCUUUAGUUUUACAUUUGUAAGUUCAGAUGCCUGCCUAGUGGUAUCUUUUCCUAUGUAUGGUAGUAAUGGACUGCAUACUUUUCAACUCCAUGUUUAUGUGGGUAGAAACAUCCAGGGGUAAACUGGUGUUGUAAUUACAUUUAUUUUUUACAAAGUGACACUGAAAUGUGUGAAAAUUCAGAAUGGUAUAUUGUUAUACUAUAAACAUGUAUAACUUAUGUAACUUAUAAUUUGUGAUUGAGAUGUUCAUUGAUAACUCAAUAUUUUUCCCUUUAGAUGUGUGUGUUAAAUAUACUUAAAGACGACUUCUGUCUGCAUGUUACUGUGAUAGUUGUAGGGGAAUAAUAUUGAGAAAUACAGAGUGUAUAAUUGUGUUGUUGUAAAAUCCUGGUUACAUGUGGAUAUAAGAUAAUUAACGCUUACCUAAGAGCAUUAUGAAUGCUACUAAAUAAAGAAGUGUUAAUGUAAA